Agelaius phoeniceus (red-winged blackbird) is the source of this 1560-nucleotide messenger RNA. It is a transcript of the gene MPND, whose product is annotated as MPN domain containing. The record is from RefSeq and is a predicted model, not a curated record. Gene Ontology annotation, molecular function: metallopeptidase activity; protein binding. NCBI's taxonomy places the organism in Eukaryota, Metazoa, Chordata, Aves, Passeriformes, Icteridae.
AUGGCAGCGCUGGCGGCCGCCUCCCCCGGCGGGGACGAGUGUCUGGAGGAGGAUGAGGAUGAGCUGGAGCCGGGGCUGGACGAGGCCGAGGCCGAGCCGGAGGUGGCGAAGGCGGCGGGGGGCGCCCGGGGGACGGUGCUGACCCGCAGGGGCAUCACCCUGAGGGUCCUGCUCCGAGACGGGCUCCUGGAGCCGGGCAGAGGCGUCCUGUCCAUCUACUACCUGGGCAAGAAGUUUGUGGGGGACCUGGGCUCGGACGGGACGAUCACCUGGCAGGAGACGGGGCAGGUCUUCAACUCACCCAGCGCCUGGGCCACGCACUGCAAGCGCCUGGUGAACCCCGCCAAGAAGUCGGGCUGCGGCUGGGCCUCCGUGCGCUACAAGGGCCAGAAGCUGGACCAGUACAAGGCGGCCUGGCUGCGCAAGCACCAGCCCAACGUGGCGCCCCCCGAGGAGGUGGGACCGGGCUCGCCUCCCCCUGGCACCCCCAGGCUGCGGGGCGAGCUGGGUGCCAGCCCCGUGUGCCCGCAGAGCUUGGCCAGCGAGGGCGAGGAGGAGGAGCUGCCCGAGGAUGAGGAGGAGGAGGCGGCCAGGGAGGGUCGGGUGGCGGUGCCGGAGCCGGCGGCUCCCAAGAAGCCGGAGGAGAGGAGCAAGAAGCAGCAGGGCAAGGGCCUGGCGGAGCCGGCGGGGACGGACGGCGGCGGCGCAGGGAAAAGGCUGGAGGUGAAACCCCGGGUGCCCGUCCGCUACUGCACCCUGGGCACCCGCGACUCGGCCAGGAACCCCCAGACCCUGGUGGAGGUGACGUCCUUUGCCGCCAUCAACAAAUUCCAGCCCUUCAACGUGGCCAUCUCCAGCAACGUCCUCCUGCUCCUGGAUUUCCACAGCCACCUGACACGGAGCGAAGUGGUGGGGUACCUGGGGGGGCGCUGGGACACCAACACCCAGCUGCUGACCGUGCUUCGAGCCUUCCCCUGCCGGACCCGCCUGGGUGACGCCGAAGCCGCGGGCGCUGUGGAGGAGGAGAUCUGCCAGAGCCUGUUCCUGCGGGGGCUGUCGCUGGUGGGGUGGUACCACAGCCACCCCUUCGGGCCCGCGCUGCCGUCGCUGCACGACAUCGACGCGCAGAUGGAUUACCAGCUCAAGCUGCAGGGCAGCGGCAACGGCUUCCAGCCCUGCCUGGGGCUCAUCUGCGGGCCCUUCUACCACGGCAACCCCGGCGUGGAGUCCAAAAUCGCGCCCUUCUGGGUGAUGCCACCGCCAGAGCAACGGCCCAACGACUACGGGAUCCCCAUGGAUGUGGAGGUCACCUACAUCCAGGACGGAUUCCUCACCAACGACGUCGUGCAGGAGAUGACGCUGCUGGUGGAGUUCUAUAAGGGAGCCCCCGACCUGGUGAAGUUCCAGGAGCUGUGGAGUCAGGAUCAGACCUACCUGGACAAGCUGAAGGGCUCCCUGGCCUCCCGCACCCCCAAAGACCAGAGCUUCAGUCACGUCCUGGAGCAGAUCUUCAGCCUGCUGAAGCUCAGCGGGUGAGGGCCCGGGGCCCCUCGAUCGGAC